This is a messenger RNA of Alexandromys fortis (reed vole), 2326 nucleotides long. It is a transcript of the gene Creg1, whose product is annotated as cellular repressor of E1A stimulated genes 1. Bases 39 to 701 code for a protein of 220 amino acids. The transcript has 4 exons. The record is from RefSeq and is a predicted model, not a curated record. NCBI's taxonomy places the organism in Eukaryota, Metazoa, Chordata, Mammalia, Rodentia, Cricetidae.
GAGUCAGGUCGUAGGGCAGGGACUCUGCAGACGCCGCCAUGGCUGGCAAUGCUCUCCGGCCUGUGCGCUCCCUGCUCGCCGCCCUUCUGGCGCCAGCGCUGGUGGCAUUACUGGUGUCGCCGGCCCGGGGUCGCGGGGGCCUGGACCACGGGGACUGGGACAUGGGCUGGCGACUGCCUCCGCUGCCACCCCGCGAAGACGCGCCGCGCGUGGCCCGCUUCGUGACGCACGUCUCGGACUGGGGCGCGCUGGCCACUAUCUCCACGCUGGAGGCGGUGCGCGGCAGGUCCUUCGCGGACGUCAUCUCCUUCAGUGACGGUCCCCCGGGCGCAGGCAGCGGCGUGCCCUACAUGUACCUGAGCCCAAUGCAGCAACUAGUGAGCGACUUACAGGAACAUCCAGAGGCUACGCUGACACUGUCUUUGGCACAGACUGUCUUCUGUAGGAAACAUGGAUUUGAUCCCCAGAGUCCCUUGUGUGUUCAUAUAAUGUUGUCGGGAACUGUGACCAAGGUGAAUGAGAAGGAAGCAGACUAUGCGAAGAAUUCGUUAUUCCUGCGACACCCUGAGAUGAAGACUUGGCCUUCCAGCCAUAACUGGUUCUUUGCAAAGUUAAAUAUAACCAACAUUUGGGUCUUGGACUACUUUGGUGGACCGAAAGUCGUGACACCUGAAGAAUAUUUUAAUGUCACAUUGCAGUGAAGCAGAAUAUGGUGAACUGGCCCACCCCAGCAAAGAGCCGUAGAUGGCUCCGCACACUUAAGAGCUUGCUGUUGUCUGCAGCUUUCCUGGGCUGUCAGCGGACUCUUGUCACCCGCUAGUUGAUCUUGUUUGCUUGCCUGUUUACAGAAUGCUGUUGGUCCUAGAGUGGGAUCUCUUGAAAGAUGUGGUUGCUGGAUUUAAAACUUGUGUUUCGAAGCCAUUUUCACAGAAAAAUGCCGUUCAUUCUAAUCAAGGAUUUUUUCUUUCAUCUAUUCCCAGUGUUUUUUCUUCAGUUGUGCCCAUAGAUGGGCAAUGUAGACCAAGUGUAGAUUGAUUGCCCAUCGGCACUUGAGGUACCAAAGGCGCUUUAUUCCUGAUGGCCACUGUGCCUGGAGGGUGACCCCUUCACCCAGCUGCCUCUGGAGCCUGUGCAGAGGAGCCUGGAGUGGGGAGACCUGAGCAGAGGGUGUGCCCCGGAUACAGAGUGCUGUGUGAACCCUUCAGAUGUGGAAGGAGUGAACUGCCUAGUCACGUCGGCCUGUAGGGCUGAUCCCGCACGGGACAAAAGUGUCUUCUGUAAAACUCCGCGAAUGUCUCAUGUUCCAAAGUCAUAGUUACCCAGAGCAAAGAAGUCAGAAAUGUUUCCUGUUUUCAUCUUCCACCUAAGUAGGCACUGACUAUUCAUUCUUCGUCCUUCAAAACAUAUACACAUGGGCUGGGGGCCGGGGGCAGCUCGCUUGAAGGCACAAACGAACAAAAACCAAAACAAUAUGUUUUAUUUGCAUGAAAAGAGGAUUGCAGAAGGAAAGGAAAGGAAUUUGUUUAGAUUUUUUUUUUCAAAAGAAGAAUUAAAAGAAUGACAAGAGGAAUUAGCCCAGGCACCAACCACAGCCCAAGCCUUCCUCAGACGCUCUGUGUCUCAGAGCUCCUGGCGCUGCUUCCAGAGUCAUCAUCUGUGGGAGAUAACAUGGUAACACGGCAUUGAAAAAAUGUUUCUGGAGCCAGGCAGUGGUGGCGCACGCCUUUAAUCCCAGCACUUGGGAGGCAGAGGCAGGCGGAUCUCUGUGAGUUCGAGACCAGCCUGGUCUACAAGAGCUAGUUCCAGGACAGGCUCCAAAGCCACAGAGAAACCUUGUCUCGAAAAAACAAAACAAAAACAAGCAAACAAAAAUGUUUCUGGGCUAGAGGGACGGCUCAGCGUCUAAGAAUGUGGACUGCUCUCGCGGAGGAACUGGUCCAAGGCUCAGGCAGACGCAGCUGCUCAGAACUCCAGCUCUGGAAUCAAAUCCCUCCGGCCUCUGGGGGCACCAGCACACACAUAGACACUCGCGCACACACACAAUUAAAAAUAGCACAUUUUAAAACGUUUCUUCAGAGGGUGUACUAGGUAGCUUCGUCUCCUGUAUUCAUGAUCUCAGAUGACGUAAGAGUCCUUUUAAAUGAAGUGCUGGGUAUCAAACCACUGAUCCCUACAAAAAGAAGUUAAAUAGGAGCCAUAAUGCUGAAAAAAUAGAUGAUAAACUAAACAAAUCCCGCAAAUGACUUUUCAAGAAAAAAAAUUAUAUUAAACAGCCAGAGUCUUGUCAUUCAAGUCAUUAACCAUUAAAAGCGUUAUUUUAACGUGG